UUGGCCAAGCUAGUCAAGGAAAAGGCGAGUUCUGGUCAUCCCGUGAAAACAGUUCUGUAUGAUUCAAUGAUGCCAUGGAUUUUGGAGAUAGUGCAGGGACAGCUAGGCCUUAAAGGGGCUGCGUUUUUCACUCAGGCUUGCGCUGUUUGCGCAAUAUUCAAUCAUAUUCAUCGAGGAACGUUGAAAGUUCCUCUAGAGACAUCUACCAUAUUGCUUCCUUCAAUGCCACAACUGGAGUCGGAUGAUCUGCCGUCUUUUGUUUAUAACCCUAGUCCAUACCCGGGUCAUUUGGAUGUUGUCCUCAGUCAGAAUAUAAACCUCGAGAAAUCAGAUUGGCUCUUGUUCAAUUCUUUUGACAAGCUAGAAAAUGAGGUAGUGACCUGGUUGACAGAACGGUAUCCAAUCAAGACCAUAGGCCCUUGUACUCCAUCCAUGUACACUGACAAGCGAUUGAAAGAUGACAAAGAUUACACCAUCAAUUUCUUCGCACCAGAUUCAGAAGCUUGCCUAAAAUGGCUUGACACCAAGGAAACAGGCUCAGUUGUUUAUGUAUCCUUCGGUAGUGUCUCAGACCUUGGAGAAAAUCAAAUGCAGGAAAUAGCAUGCGGCCUGAUGAAUAGCAACUGCAACUUCUUAUGGGUAGUUCGACCUUCUGAAGAGAGCAAAAUUCCUAGAGGUUUCAUGUCCGAGGCACAAGAAAGAGGUCUAAUCGUGAAUUGGUGCCCUCAAAUAAAGGUUUUGUCGCACAGGGCGGUGGGAUCCUUCAUGAGUCAUUGUGGUUGGAAUUCAACAAUUGAAGCAUUGAGCUUGGGUGUGCCAAUGGUGACCAUGCCAGUGUGGGUUGAUCAACCUACAAAUUCUAAGUAUAUUGUGGAUGUAUGGAAGGUAGGAUUGCGAGUUAAGGCGAGCGAGGAAAGGGAAAUGGUAACAAGAGAAGAAGUAGAAGGAACUAUAAGAGAAGUUAUGCAUGGGGAGAAGGCAAGUGAGCUUAGAAACAAUGCUUUGAGGUGGAAGGAGUUGGCUAAGGAGGCAAUUAGUGAAGGAGGAAGCUCAGACAAACACAUUGAAGAAUUUGUUUCCAGUCUUGAAAGCAUUUAGUUAUAUUAAUAUCCAAUUUUCUUCA
Messenger RNA from Coffea arabica (coffee), 1123 nucleotides. RefSeq names its product UDP-glucosyltransferase 74AE2-like. Gene Ontology annotation, molecular function: quercetin 3-O-glucosyltransferase activity; quercetin 7-O-glucosyltransferase activity. Lineage: Eukaryota; Viridiplantae; Streptophyta; Magnoliopsida; Gentianales; Rubiaceae. The record is from RefSeq and is a predicted model, not a curated record.